Penicillium odoratum is the source of this 507-nucleotide messenger RNA. Its product is annotated as Apq12 family protein. Bases 1 to 507 code for a protein of 168 amino acids. The transcript is spliced from 2 exons. The record is from RefSeq and is a predicted model, not a curated record. Lineage: Eukaryota; Fungi; Ascomycota; Eurotiomycetes; Eurotiales; Aspergillaceae.
AUGGAUCUCCUUCCAGAAAACCUGCAAUCAUUUCUUCAGCACCCUACAAUCUCCUUCCUUCGCAACACAACUCAAGGCCAAGUAACAGCACAGCUUGCCAAUCUGCGCUCUGCCUAUGUCCAACCCUACAUUAUUGAUCCGCUAUCAACCUUCCUCACAUCCACAAGUGCCGCUGCCAUGCCCGACCUUCUCUCUGUGUUCAUGCUAGUUGUCAUCUUGUUCAUCUCGCUCAAGAUUCUUGACUAUGCGCGGCGCCUGGUCAUGUUUUGGGUGAUGUUGGCCUUCCGGCUAGUCUUCUGGGGCUCGUUGAUUGGUCUCGGCCUGUACGUGUAUCAGGUGGGCGUGGAAAAUGCAGGAAGGGAUCUAGGUUGGCUCUGGGGCGUUACGAUGGGCUUUGUAGAGGAUUUCCACACUAGGAGCGGGAGUCCUGCCGGAGGCUGGGUGCCCGGGGCCGGCUCGGGGUCGGGUUCGGGGAAACAGGGGAAUCGUGGGGGCUUUUGGGGAUGA